Molecule: messenger RNA, 1016 nt
Organism: Paramecium pentaurelia
Lineage: Eukaryota; Ciliophora; Oligohymenophorea; Peniculida; Parameciidae
Source: the annotation of a GenBank genome assembly
AUGCUUGGGUAGUUUCAUUCGAAAUAUGAAAUUGAUGAUUUGUUUAGAAAAAUUAUUGAAGAUAAAUAUGAACUUAUGUAACGCACUAAAGCAGAUAAUCCUAAUUUACUUUUACCUAAGGAUUUUAGUAAAUUCAUCACUGAAAGAUUAUUUAUGGAUUUAUUACUUACAAUUUAUGAUUAUUGUGUAGAACUUCAUAAAUUAGAAAAAAAAUAAGCUAUUUUAGAUUAAUAAAGUAAAGAAAGAAUAGGAAUAGCUCCUAAAUUAUUAUCAUCUGAAACAGAUAAAAUUAAUUUAAAAUUAAAGGAGAUAUCUGAAAUAUAUUCUAAGAUUUUAUUAAAAAAAGGCACUUAUAAUAUCAUAAUCAAAGAUUAAAAAUUCUUUGAAACCUUAAUUUAUUUUAUUACAUAAGUAAAAAAAUCAAAAAAUUAAUUAGGUAUUAAAAGAAGUCUUUGACAAAAGUGAUUAUAAAUAUAUUGAAGAAGAAAUCAAUAGGAUUUUUAGAACAAAUCCAUUCAAUUUGUUAAAAAGAAAACAUAUAAAUGAAAAAAUAGAAUAAAAACAUUAUGGUGCUAGAGAUUAUAAAGUUAUUAAACAUGAUUUUAAUCCAGAUGAUGAUUUAUCAAAAAAUGAAUUAAUAUAAAGAAUUCUAACAAGAAGAGGUAUGCCUAAAGUAAUAUAAUUUAAUAUCAUAGAGCAUAGACAGAGAAAUGAUGGUUGAAAAAUCAAAUCUUAAACCUUUCUUUAUAAAAUCAACUAGAUGUGCAGCUAUUAAUGCCAGAUCUCCAUUAAUUGCAAUUAUGCUUCCUUCAGUUAAAGAGAGGUUAUUUCAAAUGGAAAACGAAAGAAAAUAAAUGGCUUCCAAAUUUACUUAAAAGUAAAAACAUGUUAAGGAUAAAGUGGAAUUUUGGAUUUAAGAUUUAGAAAAUAGAUAAACAAGAAUAAAAAGUGAACAUGAAAAUAAUCAUGAUAAAUCAAAAAUUAAAAAUAAGGGAUCUUAAUCUUUUUGUUAAUGA